This is a messenger RNA of Geodia barretti, 5674 nucleotides long. The record is from the annotation of a GenBank genome assembly. NCBI's taxonomy places the organism in Eukaryota, Metazoa, Porifera, Demospongiae, Tetractinellida, Geodiidae.
GAAGUGCAAACCCUCGGCGUACUGUGAUGCGCACGCGUAAGUAAACGCAUGCGCCGUACUACUAAUUGCUGGGCUGGGUUUAGUUUUAGCUGUUACCCGUGGUCUCUUGCCAGCUCGCGCAGAGUCUGACGCGGGCUAACUACACUACUAGAUAGCAUGCGAGAGGCGAUACACGCCCUGCGUUGCAUCUUCUGGUGCCUCCGAGGUACGCAGAGCACGCGGAUCGAUCAUGCCGUAGUAAGCCGUUGUGUAUUUGCAUAUUGGCUUUUUCGCGCUCUAGCUUUGCAACGGAGCGUUUUCAGCGAAAACCACACAUAUAUUCUGACCUUCAUUGCCCGUUCAGUAGGUGGUAUCCUUUGUGAGACGAACGAACACUCGAGAAGUGAGAUGACGAGUAACAGACAGACAGACAGACAGACAGACCCAACUACCGUAACCCUCGCUGCGCAUGCGCGCCGAGGGUUAAUAAGGGUGCAACAACACAAAGUAUGCAGUGGACUUUUCAAGGGAGCCAUGCUUGUGGUUUAUGCACGGCAUUUAAUAUCAUCCUUCAUUGGAACUAUGCCAUGCUGUGCUGGUAUCUCUCAUCUACCUGAUCCCCCUCCUCCCCCUGACCCAGUUCUUAUUUGCCCAUCUUUACCACCAAGUGUAACAGUGACGUUAGUUGUAAUAUUAUUUUGUAGACACAAUUCCUACAACCAAGACAAGGGUUUUUCAUUAGACAGCUAUGAAGGUGACUUUAUCGAUGAUGAACCUUGUGGCUCUGAAAGAAAAAAUAGAAGAAAGGAACUGAGCAGGGCAAGGAGACAAACUGUGUUGUCAUCAGACAGUGACGACAGUGUCAGUGGGGUCCGUGGCUCUUCUAAACGGCAGAAACCAGUGCAGUACAUACACUCUGAUGAUGAGAACAGUGAACACAAUCAUCUGCAGAGUGAACCCAGGAGGGAGAGAUGUGAUGAUGAAGAGGAAAUGGCAGGAAUGCAACUGAGGAGAAACCGUGUCAUUAGAAAGCUCCAUGUGUGCGAAAGUGAAGAUGAUGAUAAUGAACUGGCCCCAGAAAACCAGCCGAAGCUCAACAGUUCAAAGAGGGUUCAAAAUCUCAUGGAAAGUGAUGAUGAUGCACAAGUGAAUACUCCAAGACGUGACCCUUCAUCCCGUUCUUCCAAGCUUCAGGAAGUUAAGUCAACCCAAAGAGAAAAGCUGUUGCAGAAAUUGCACCAGGGAAAGGAAAGUGAAACAGAUUCAGAGAGUACUAGCGAGGAUGAUCAAAGGGUUGACCCAAAUGCUGGAGUGGUACUUAGUGGUGAGCAGAUCCUCUUUCCAGAGAGUGACAGUGAAGAAAUGGACUGGAUUGUUAGUGACUCUGAAACCUCCAACAGCAAUACUCAUGAUUAUGAUGUUCAGGAGGCUGACUGUGUUACUGAUGUACCGGUAGAUGAAUGGCAGCUGGCAUUUUCGUCUAUGCAUAUGUUUGAUUCUGAUGUGAAAUUCUCUGUACUUGAGGAUGUGCACAAGUUCAAGGAAGGUCUUUUGGAUUCCAUGACCACUGAUAAUGAUGAUGAUGAUGAUGGCUUCUACCCUCUCAUCUACUCUGCUGCUCUUGCUGAUGAAGAUGCACUACGAGAGCUGCUGCCGGGUUCUAAGAUGGGGCCAGUGCUGAAUGUACUAACCGCCCAUCAUACGUCGCUCCUAAAGAUCAUAGUUGAGGCUCCUCUUAGAAAGGUUCAAAACAAAGGUGGAACUCCAGUUGAUGAUGAUAUUCCAUCUCUUAAGUGCUUGCAAACAUUGGCUGCCCUAAGAGGGGAGAUUUUCAAGGAAGCUUUGAAACAUGAGCUGAAAGGUAGUCCCACAACCUUGUCUUUCGCAGUAUGGAAUCGGAAACCUCAGUGUGCGAGCUACCUGAUUCAACAUGGUGCAGAGGCUGCCAUGCACUCUGUAAGGGGUCCCCCCACACUGCUACACCUGGCUGUAAUGGCAAAUGAUAACGAUGAGGAUCAUGGGAAUGGAAGGAGGGAGUCCUGUGUAGCUCUUCUGUUGGUACUGCUCCCACUGCUGAGUGAUGAAAUAGAGUUUCAGGAUGAUUCAGGUUUCACUCCACUCAUGAAGUCAUGUGUAGCUGGAGAUGUGGGAUGCCUACAGCUGUUACUUGAUUUUGGAGCCAGCAUCGACUGUAGGGAUGAGCAGAAGACAUCACCACUUCAUUUAGCAGCAGCUUCAGGAUGGAUUGAAUGUGUCAACGAGCUUAUAAUGAAUGGCCACCCUGUUGAUUGUGUAGACAAAAAAGGCUGGUCCCCUUUACUUUAUGCUCAUUUCCAGAACCACCAAGACUGUGUGCUAGCUCUGAUGGAAGCGAAAACAGAGCAGCUAUCCAUAGUGGGCAAUUUGCUACAAAAGAACCGUGAUGCUGAGGAAGGAUGGGGACAAACUGUGAAGGUGGUUCGUUCACUGCUUGUGUCACUAGCCCAUCAUGAGGCAUACCAUGCACUUUUCAACAAGUUUGUACGACAAAAUCCCUUGGUUUUUGAAGAAAAGGAGUAUGGAUUUCUAAAGCAUUGCAUGGGCUUAUUGGACUUUGAAAAUAAGCUGAUGUGGAUCAGAGGAAAACUGAAAAUACUGACGGAGUAUGCAGAGGAUGCAGCAGUAGAGGCCCUCUCCUUACUGUCAAUACCACGCUCACCACCAGAAUGCCUUUUGGCACUGGUACAAGACAUGCUCUAUGACCUUCUUCCAUCGUCAUACUGGGCUGGUUCACUUACUGUCACCUUCGCCAACGAGGCUGGCAUAUGUACUGGACCUCGGAAGGAGUUUUGGUCUCUCUAUUGCCAGGAACUUGUGAAUGGAACAGACAAUAUUUUCUCUUCUUCUGACAAUGGCCAGGCAAUGUUUCAACCAGGUGUGAUACUCAUGCAGAGUACCCAGUUUGCAGAACACACUCGUUUGGCGUUAGUUCACCAUGUGGGUAUGAUUCUUGCUCAAGCAGUGUUUCAUGGCGACAACAUACCACUCCAUUUAGUGCAGCCUCUUCUAAAACAGCUGUUAGGAAUUCAGCUGAGCCAUCCUGAAGAUUUAGAGCAGUUUGACGAGGUACUCCAUCAUAAUCUCACAUCUAUCGAUGAUAUCUCUGUAUUGGAUCUAACAUUUGAAGAAAAUGUUCAGUCACCACGAAAUCUUGAGAUGUUUACCUUUCCAUUAUUGGAAGGAGGGUGUAGUAUGUCUGUCACAACAGAAAACAAAGAUGAGUAUAUCAGGCUGGUGUCAGAGUUCAAACUCGAAAAAAGUGUGGCUAAAGAAACAAAGGCUUUUUGUGCUGGAUUUUGGAAGGUGAUUCCUCAAAAAUGUCUUCAAGUUCUCACGACCAAUGAGUUGUCCCUCUUUCUUUCCGGCAUUCCUAUGAUUGAUGUUGAUGAUUGGGAGAAACAAACAGUCUACGCACCAGGAGUUCCUGAGAGCACGAAAGUGUGGUUUUGGAAACUGGUGCAUAGCCUGAGAGAGGAGGAAAAGGCACUCCUACUGAAAUUUUCUACUGGGUCUCCGUGUGUGCCGGUUGGUGGAUUCAAGAACCUACAGGGUUUAGGUGGAUUGUGCAAGUUUCAGAUUAAACAGAUUAAAGGGACUGAUAAGAUUCCUUGUGCUGCAACCUGUUUCAACACCCUGAAACUCAGCAGCUACUCUAGUGAACAGGAAUUAAGAGAUAAGGUUUUGAUAGCAAUAAGAUUCGGCUGUGAGGGAUUUGAAUUUUCAUAGCUCAUUGUGCACUCAUGUAUCAAGUAGAUUUGUAACUGACAAUUAUUUUUAAUCUAUAUCUGUGGAAUAUGCUGAAAAUCCAUAAACAUCUGUUUAAGAUACACCCUGGCUCUUACAAUACACACGUACACACAGAGAGCUACUAGGCCUCCUCUAUAAAUAAGCCGGUGGCCUGCACCUGGCACGCACAGCGGAUUAUAGUCUCGCCUCCCUGUCCCCUUUGGUGAUGUCCAGCCUGCCAAACACAGUGUGUGCAUGUGCACGUUGGGGGUGAAGUUUCCACAUUAAAAAGACACCAUUGUCAUCGUUGUACACAAGUAAACAAAACAAUUCUUCGAAUUAAAAAAAUGUUGGUGAAUAGGGUGGUAUAAAAAGGAGACAAGGAUGGCCUAGUGAAUGUGAUGCAGUAGUUUUCUUGUUGGCGUGGUGGUUGUUGCUCAGUUUCGGCAAGUAGAACCAGAUAAGAUACAGAAAUAAAUAUGUAGCCAUUAUGAGAAAUUCCCGCGUAACCAGACUUGCGUUGUCAUAGUAGCAUAGAGUGUCGUUACACAGAGCAAAGAAUUUAGUGUUGUUGGGUCCAUUUGUCUCCUCUCCUCUAUGCUAAAGAGCCACUCGAGGUCAGCAUUAGAAGGUGGAAGUACCAAUAGUGCUUUGAUUUCUCCACCAACUUUUCGAAUAAGGGGGUUUUAAUGAUGUGCCAAAUCAAGAACAUCUGCUGUAGCUGUUGUAAAAUGACUUCUAGGGUCUAACACUGAGUUUCUAAGUAGCGUCAAAGGAAGCUUUGUAAUGAUCUUGUUCUGCUGUCUCAUAAAAGGACCUAACAGAUUUGAAGAAACGGGUCUCCACUGCAGUACCCACAACUUGACCCUCAAGCUCUGCCAAUGUAGGUCACUGUCAUGAAUUUUAGUGAUGUUGCAGCUUUGUCUAAGGACACUAAUUGUGAAGCCCUGUAUUGUCGCCACUCUUAUUCAUGACCCGAGUUUGUUUAGUGAAUGGUGUAGUGUGAUGACUGGCAAAGGGAUUCUGUAUAGAAAGUGUACCUUUGUAAAACUGGUUAGUUAGUGAACAUUGAAAUCUUAGACAACAACACACAGUCACAAUUCAAAACUGAGGACCUGUCAGAGAGAACAUUAGCUACCUGUCUCACCUGCUUAGGAAAUGAGUCACACCUGCACCUCGCAUAUACGAUGGAGAUCACUCGUGCUUUGCGACAAUAUAGGGCUUGUGUGGAGGAAAUGUUACACAAGCAAGCGAUGUCAGUUGAAGAUGUAACCAUCACUUAUUGUACUACUACACUAUGUCAUCCCUGUCUUCUCUUCUUGCUUUUUAUGGCAUCUCUAUUCACCACUUUUUUAAUUCUUAGAAUUGUAUUUACUUGUACAAUGUUCAGACCUAGUGCAGUAUUCGGAGUGGUGACUGAAUUCGAGCAAAACUCACUUGCCAGGAAGCCUUUUCAGUGCAGCACAAAGCAGCCAAGUGACUAAUACCGCCAUAAAAGCAGCGACAGUGUAAAAGGCUGCCCCGAAUUACAUAUGACAAUGAAACCCUCGGCGCACUGUGACGCGCACGCGUAAGUAAACGCAUGCGCCGUACCACUAAUUGAUGAGCUGUUACUCGUGGUCCUCUAGCCAGCUCGCGCAGAGUCUGACCCAGGCUAACUACACUACUAGAUAGCAUGCGAGAGGCGAUACACGCCUUGCGUUGCAUCUUCUGGUGCCUCCGAGGUACGCAGAGCACGCGGAUCGAUAGGACCGUGGUAACGUCCGUUGUGUAUUUGCAUAUUGGCUUUUUCGCGCUGUAGCUCUGCAACGGAGCAUUUUCAGAGAAAACCCCACAUAUUUUCUGACCUUCGUAGUCCGUUCAGUAGGUGGUAUCCUUUGUGAACACUCGAGAAGUGAGAUGACGAGUACACACAAACCCAACUACCGUA